Talaromyces stipitatus ATCC 10500 is the source of this 876-nucleotide messenger RNA. RefSeq lists its product as uncharacterized. The record is from RefSeq and is a predicted model, not a curated record. The transcript is spliced from 2 exons. NCBI's taxonomy places the organism in Eukaryota, Fungi, Ascomycota, Eurotiomycetes, Eurotiales, Trichocomaceae. Bases 1 to 876 code for a protein of 291 amino acids. Gene Ontology annotation, molecular function: nucleic acid binding; zinc ion binding.
AUGAGGAUUAGAGCGACGGGUGCCAGGAACCAUAUGAGACCGAUUGAUCACUUGGACUUGGAGGGCACCUAUCAGGAGAAGCAUCCAAAGCCAAUCUGCGGAAGAUUGCAAGCAACUCCGGGAGCAGCUGGAUUCUAUCGCGAAGGCGCCAAUCAACGCAGCUCCUAUGCAGAUCAAAUCACAGCCGUCGUUCGCAGAUAUAACCAACAGCCAAUCUGCUCACCAGCAGGGUACACACCUAGGCCCCCUAGGCCUCUAGUGCCUCCUACAUUGGCUAAUACACUAUUUUGCACAAUUGACACGUCUCGUGUCAGAGAAGAAGACAAAGCCAAGGCGCAGAUAGCUAACGUCAGACAAAUGAUCGAAAAAGAGAUACAGGGAAAUGAAGGAAUGGAGACCUGGCGCUGUGCAGCAGUGAUUAAGUAUCCAAAGAACGCUGAACGAGUCAAAAUCAUUUGCAGACGGGAGGAUGAGAUCCUACGUGUCAAAGAGGCUGCCCAAAAGUUAAAUAUACCGGGAUGGAGGGUGUUACGAGACCAGCUCUAUCCAGUUAAAAUCGACAAUGCCAAUCGGACAGCAAUCCUGGGUAUGGAUGGUAAUGUCCUACCAGGAGCAGCCGAGGCCCUAGGGAAAGAGAACAACGUCAACAUUGCCAAGAUCACCUGGCUUAGCAAGAGGGAUUCUAAUAAAGCGUAUGGAUCUAUGGUGGUAUAUACCACUAAAGGAACAGACGCCAAACGCCUACUAGAAGGCAGCUACUUCGAUAUAGCAGGAGAAUCUGCAUACACUCGAGCCUUUGAACCACGCAUAGGACCAUUUCAAUGUUACAACUGUCAAGAAAUAGGACAUAAGGCUUUCUCAUGCAAAAAGACUUAG